This is a messenger RNA of Protopterus annectens (West African lungfish), 5147 nucleotides long. It is a transcript of the gene MYBPC3, whose product is annotated as myosin binding protein C3. The transcript is spliced from 34 exons. The record is from RefSeq and is a predicted model, not a curated record. The coding region runs from base 107 to 3859 and encodes 1250 amino acids. NCBI's taxonomy places the organism in Eukaryota, Metazoa, Chordata, Ceratodontiformes, Protopteridae. Gene Ontology annotation, molecular function: protein binding.
CAGCUCCAGUUCCAUUCCAGCCUGGAAGCUGUUUGAAGCUCCACACAACUGACGGUGUUCUGCCUUUGAGGCCAUUUAAAGGACAAAGAAAGACAGCUCAGCUGUGAUGCCAGAGCCUACAAAGAAAGCAGCAUCAGCUUUUACAAAGAAGCCCAAAACAACAGAAGUCAAUGUGGGAGAAACAGUGGUGUUUGAGGCCGAGACAGAAAAGGCCAACUUGAAGGUGAAAUGGCAACGAGAUGGAGCUGAUAUUACAGCAAGUGACAAGUAUGUCAUCAAAUCAGAGGGUAAAACAUAUUCUCUCACCAUCAAUAAUGUUGUCAAAGAGGACGAUGUUGUAUAUGCUGUCAUCGCAGGCAGCUCCAAGGUUAAAUUCGAGCUUAAGGUGAAAGAGGAAGUGAAAAAGGCGGUUCCUCCUACAGUACCUGCAGCACCUGCUCCUGCUGUGGAACCUCCUAAAAAGGAUGAGCCUCCGGCUGCUGAAACUCCCAAGGAGGGCCAAACCACUGAAGCUCCACCUGCCCCAGAAGAGGCAAAGGACCCCAUUGGUUUGUUUGUGGAAAGGCCAAAGAGUGGUGAAGUAACUGUUGGUGGAGAUAUUGUUUUUGUCACAAAAGUGGCAGGAGAAACAAUGUUGAAGAAGCCUUCCGUGAAGUGGUUCAAAGGAAAAUGGAUGGAUCUGGCCAGCAAAGCAGGGAAGCAUCUGCAGCUGAAGGAGAGUUAUGACAGGAAUGCCAAGAUCUACACAUUUGAAAUGCAUAUCAUAAAGGCCAAGACCACUUACACCGGUGGGUACCGCUGUGAAGUCUCCUGCAAGGACAAGUUUGACAGCUGCAACUUUGAACUUGUUGUCCAUGAGCCUUCAAAUACUGGAGGAGUUGACAUUCGACAAGCCUUCCGCAGAACGAGUGCAGAAGGUUCUGAAGAAGCAGGAGAGCUUGAUUUCAGUGGGCUACUGAAAAAGAGAGACAGCUUUCUGAGAUCCCGAGAAGUCAAAGUAGAAUCUGGACCAGAGGUUGAUGUGUGGGAGAUACUAAAAUCAGCACCCCCUUCAGAGUAUGAGAAAAUAGCCUUCCAGUAUGGGAUCACAGACCUGCGUGGCAUGCUGAAACGCUUAAAGAAGAUGAGGAAAGAAGAAAAGAAAGGCACCGCAUUCCUGAAGAAGUUAGAUCCCGCUUAUCAGAUAGACAAAGGACAGAAGAUUAAGCUAGUAGUGGAAGUUGCUAACCCUGAUGCUGAAAUUAAAUGGUUGAAAAAUGGUCAAGAGAUCCAAGUGUCUGGCAGCAAGUACAUAUUUGAAAGCAUAGGCAACAAACGAAUUCUGACUAUCAACCACUGCUCUCUGGCUGAUGAUGCUGCAUAUGAGUGUAUGGUGGGCGAUGAAAAAUGCUUCACGGAGCUGUUUGUCAGAGAACCACCAAUAUUAAUUCUCCGGCCACUGGAAGAUCAGAUGGUAACAGUCGGAGAGAGGGUUGAAUUUGAGUGUGAAGUAUCAGAAGAGGGAGCCCUUGUAAAAUGGGAGAAGGAUGGUGUUGAGCUCACACGUGAAGAAACUUUCAAGUAUCGGUUCAAGAAAGAUGGCAAGAAACACUGCUUGAUCAUUAAUGAAACAGUCAAAGAAGACAGUGGAAACUACAUGGUGAAGACAAAUGGAGGAGAAUCUGUGGCAGAGCUGUUAGUGCAAGAGAAACCACUUGAAAUCUAUCAGAGUAUUGCUGAUUUAACUGUAAAGGCUAAAGAGCAGGCAGUUUUCAAAUGUGAAGUAUCUGAUGAAAAAGUAAAAGGAGUUUGGUUAAAGAAUGGAAAAGAAGUGAUUCCCAGUGAAAGGAUAAAAAUCAGUCAUGUCGGCAGAAUUCACAAGUUAAUCAUUGAUGAUGUCACACCAGCAGAUGAAGGGGACUAUUCUUUUAUUCCAGAUGGAUUUGCCUUCAACCUGUCAGCCAAGCUGAAUUUCCUAGAGAUCAAGAUUGAUUUUGUGCCCAGACAAGAACCUCCAAAGAUCAAUCUUGAUUGCAAGAGCAAAGGUCCUGAUACCAUUACCAUUGUAGCUGGGAACAAGCUGAGACUGGAUGUGCCAAUUUCUGGAGACCCUGCUCCUACAGUCACCUGGACCAAACUUAAAAAGAGUGCUGAAGGUGUACAGAAGACUGAGGAAAUGGCAGAUCAAGUCAUAGAAGGCCAACAUAUUAACGAAUUGGAAGGAAGAGUCCACGUGGAGACAGACAAGGACCACUCUGUCUUUAUCAUUGAGGGAGCGGAGAGGGGAGAUGAAGGUGUUUAUAAUGUCACGGUGAAGAACCCAGCUGGUGAAGACUCAGCAAACAUCAUCAUCAAAGUGAUCGAUGUUCCUGACCCUCCUGAGUGCCCCAGGAUUACUAGCAUCGGUGAAGACUGGUGUACAGUCCAGUGGUCACCUCCAGCAUUUGAUGGCGGCAGGCCCGUUCUUGGUUAUAUCCUAGAGAGGAAAAAGAAGCAGGGCUAUCGUUGGAUGCGACUGAAUUAUGACCUAUUGAAGGACCUCACCUAUGAAGCAAAGCGAAUGAUUGAAGGCAUGGUGUAUGAAAUGCGAAUCUAUGCUGUCAAUGCCAUUGGUAUGUCCCGCCCCAGCCCUUCCUCACAGCCCUUCAUGCCUAUUGCCCCAACAAGCGAGCCUCAAGGUCUGGUGGUGGAUGAUAUCUCUGACACCAGCAUCUCUCUGAAAUGGAAGCCUCCAGAGAAGAUUGGAGCUGCUGGUCUGGAUGGUUACCUGGUUGAGUACUGCAAAGAGGGCUCUGACCAGUGGGUAGCAGCACAUGAAGGACUGACUGAACGCAAUUCCCUUAGUAUCCGGAAUUUGACUACCGGUGACAAACUGUUGUUCCGGGUACGAGCUAUAAACCUGGCUGGACCAAGUGAACCCGCAACAAUGGGACAGGCAAUUAGCAUCCGGGAAAUCAUGCAGCGCCCCAAGAUCUGGAUGCCCCGAUAUUUGAGACAAACCCUCAUAAAGAAAGUGGGAGAGACCGUAAACAUUGUGAUCCCUUUCCAGGGCAAACCACGACCCAAAGUCACCUGGACAAAGGAUGGUGAGCCAGUGAACUCCAAGGAGAUUAAUGUAAGAAACAGUGACAAGGACACCAUAAUGUUUAUCAGAAAAGCUGAACGGAGUCACUCAGGCAAAUAUGAAGUGGUGGUACAAAUUGAAAACAUGGAGGACAAGGCGCCCAUCGACAUCCAAGUUGUCGACAAGCCCGGUCCACCAGUGAAUGUGAAAAUUGCUGAUGUCUGGGGAUUUAAUGUGGCACUGGAGUGGAACCCACCCAAAGAUGAUGGCAAUUCAGAAAUUACAGGUUACACCAUCCAAAAAGCUGACAAGAAGACAAUGGAAUGGUUUACUGUGUUUGAACACUAUCGACGCACCAACUGUGUAGUGUCAGAUCUCAUCAUGGGUAAUGAAUAUUACUUCCGGGUUUUCACUGAGAACAUGUGUGGUCUAAGUGAGCAACCCACUGCAUCCAAGAACAGUGCUUUCAUCCAAAAGACAGGCACGGUCUACAAGCCACCGAAUUACAAAGAACCUGAUUUCAAUGAGGCACCAAAGUUCACACACCCCUUGGCGUGUCGCUCUGUAGUAUCUGGAUACAAUGCUACAUUAAGCUGUUCUGUAAGAGGAUCACCAAAGCCCAAGAUUACUUGGUACAAAAACAAGGUGAAUAUCAGUGAGGAUCCAAAAUAUCGCACAUUCAGCAAUCAAGGUGUGUUAACCCUAGAGAUCCGAAAGCCUCGUCCUUUUGAUGGAGGUGUCUAUACCUGUAAGGCUGUGAAUGAAAAGGGCGAAGCUGAAACAGAAUGCAGGCUUGAAGUCCGAGUUCCCCAGUAAGAAUAAAGAAUGUGUUUCUUGUCAACCGGAGCUGGAUCCAUACUCUCUAGUUUACAAAAAGAAGAAAGACUAGCAUGGAACUGGAAAAAUAGGGACAAAUGGACAACAUGAUUCACAGUGUUUGUUAACCACAUCACAUGCAAACAUGUCUUCAGUGUCUGAGCUUAUGUUGUGCUGAAUUUUACUACCUUAAGACAAGUCAAAACAGUUUUUAAAAUGCUGCAUAUGUGUGUUUGCUUAAACUGUUGAAGAUGCACUCUGCUUCAAUGGAUAAUACACUGUCUUUCUGUCUGCUUUCAUAUUUAUUUUCUCCAAAAUUACCAUAGCACUUCUGCACAGAAAAAGAGGUAAUUUUCCCAGCAACUUGCAUAUUAUAUUUGAUUGUAUCUGCCUUAGCAAAUGAUUUCCUUACCAGAGGAUACUUCUGUGUUAUUCUUGAAGACGUAACAUCCUCUGAAAGGAGUUACAGUGCAAGAAAAUAAUGAAGCAAAUUACUGAUGAUAAAAUCAAAUUAUUCAGCAUAAGGUGCCAAUAAUACCACGUGAUGAUGGUGAUGAUGAUGGAGAGGAUGAAGGUGAUGGUGAUGAAGGUGAUGAAAAUGAUAAUGCAAGUGAUGAACAUGACUUCAAAAGACUAUAAUUUUUUUGCAAAAUAGUUAUGAUCCAUGUUUUCAUUCCACAGCAAUUAACUCAGUGGUACUUUCUUUGCAAUCUCAGAAUAUCAGUUUGGCCUAAUAAUGUCUAACAUUUUAAAAAAGCCUCUAGACUAAGGAUGCUACAGACAAGUUGCAGGUUCUUGUGCAAUCUGCCAGUGUCUAUCCCAUAAACUUUGUGUACUGCAAGUAAGACACCUGUUCAACAGAACUGCCAAAACUUUCUAGUCAGAUUUUUUUUUUCUCAUAAACAUCUGUUUUCAUAUUAUAGAGUCACAGAUGUUCAUCAUGGCUUUUACUCAUUUGGCAUUCAGACAUACACAAUGUUUACUAAGUGUGCAGAGCUGCAGAUUUACUUUGUGCUGGGUCAUUCAUCUGUUACACUAGUUUAAAACAAAUGUGCAGGAUUAACAGUUAAAAGAGGAUAAUGUACAGUAUACAACUGCUACAGAUGUUCACACAGUUACUAUAUUAAAAUGCAAUCUUUCUGUAAUAUGCCAGUAAACCCUACUGUAUUAUAACAUAUAAUAGUACUGCUUCUGGCUUGUCAGUGUCUCUGAAUGUAUUUGUCUAUUCAGUCAGGCCUUAUACUGCAUACUCACAAUAUGAAGCAGGUUAUUAAAACACUACAACCAA